AUGAGCGAGACCAACUGCCAUAAAUGGAAGUUCGUUAUCUACCGUGUGGCACACGUCGAUGAGGAUAUUUGGAAUCCUUACCUUCCGAGGGAAGACGUCCGCGAAAUGCUGCAGCGUUACUGCCGGGACGGGCUCCUCAUGCAGAAUGCCCAAUUUACCAUCAUCUACCCUGUCGCUGAAGGCGGCAGCAACACAAACGACUUUGUUGAGACGCUCCCCUCACACAUCGAGGGCAAGAAAAAGCGCAGAGCCUCUGGGUUCGGGGGAAUUCCACCUCUUGUAGACGUCGUCAUUGAUGACGACUUGUCUUCCGACAGCCAUGCCAGCACAGAGUAUGUGUCAUGA
Messenger RNA from Fusarium mangiferae, 345 nucleotides. RefSeq lists its product as uncharacterized. The record is from RefSeq and is a predicted model, not a curated record. NCBI's taxonomy places the organism in Eukaryota, Fungi, Ascomycota, Sordariomycetes, Hypocreales, Nectriaceae. The transcript has 2 exons. Bases 1 to 345 code for a protein of 114 amino acids.